UUUAAAAUACUUUUCAUUUCAGCUCCGGAAGAGCUACCAAAGGACAUUUCAGUAAAUACGACGUCUCCAACACAAAUAAUCGUAAAUUGGAAGUUUCCUCCACAAGAAACUUGGAAUUGCAAUUAUAUUAGAGUUAUUAUAUUUUAUAAUUCUUCUAAUGGAGAAAGCUUCCUUAAUCACACGGUAAAUAACAGUUUUAUCAUAAAAACGAAGCCAUUUACGAAAUGGAAUAUAAUGCUGAGAUUUGCUAACGACUUUGGUGUUGGUGAAUGGUCAUCGUUGAUAAAUGUUGUCUCCGCUCAAGAUGCUCCUUCAAAGGUGCAAAAUUUAAAUGCACGCAAUGUUACCGAUAGUCGGGUUUAUCUCACCUGGGACAAGCCUAACAAAGAGAACGGAAUCAUCGUCAAAUACAUCGUACGUUAUCGACAAGAAAAAUGGCUUCAUUCUUGCACAUCAGUUAAUAAUUCUGUUUUAACGAAAGUUGUUGACGCAAACGAAAAUUCAAUUAUCAUUGAAACUUAUCCAACUUCUAAAUACACGAUUAGUGUUUCUGCACUAACAGUAAAAGAAGGGGAAGAAGUUUCUGUAAAUGUUAUGACCAAAGAAAGUGUUCCCGGUGGACCUCCUCAGAACGUAAAAGUUUUCAGAAUUGAAGAGAAUUUCGUGGGAAUAGAAUGGAAACCGCCUGUGUGUUCUCUCUCUUAUGGAAAAAUAAUAGAAUAUCAAUACGUUUUGGAUUCAAAGGAUCCUUGGGAAAAAAGGAAGAGAAGUGGAAAAACAACACNAAUUUUAUGA
Molecule: messenger RNA, 795 nt
Organism: Centruroides sculpturatus (bark scorpion)
Lineage: Eukaryota; Metazoa; Arthropoda; Arachnida; Scorpiones; Buthidae
Product: phosphatidylinositol phosphatase PTPRQ-like
Exons: 4
Coding region: 235-795 (186 amino acids)
Molecular function (GO): protein binding
Source: RefSeq, a predicted model, not a curated record